AGUGUCAACAACGCCAAAAAAACCAUCUAUCCGUGGAUGUAGCACGAUCGCCCAAGCUCUGUGGGAACGAUGCCGCUCCGAAGGUCAAGAGAGUCUCUCACGGGCACGCCGUCUAAGGGUGUCAAAAUCCCCCUCAACGAUGAACCGCAGCAACGAAACGCGCGUCGCCUCAACCGGCGACAGGCAAUCCAAGAGGAAGAACUUGGCUCAUCCAGGAUGUCCACUACGCCAGACCGUUCACACAGAUCCUCCUUAGCGCCCUCAAUCAGAAGUGCCGCAACCCCAAUGAGAUUGUCCAUUACACCACGUAGACGUCUGGCGUCAGUCACCUUUGACAGUCCUCACACGCCGAACAGAGAAGGAGGGGAGGACGACGAUACGCCGAUUGUCACCGGAACCGGUAUAACUCCGGGGAGGGCAAUGACGGAUGUUUAUGCCUGGGGCACUUUUGAAGAGAUGUUGAAGCAAACGAGCGAAAACAAAAUUAACACAGCGAACUCUUGGAACUCCGGCCUCAUUGAUUUCUUCCACGAUAUGCGGGUACUGCGGGAUGGAAAUACGGUGGACUUCAAGAAAGCUAGCAAUACACUGGAAGGUUGUGUUAAAGUUUAUACCCAUCGUGUGGACAGCGUUGCUGAAGAGACUGGGAAACUUCUCAACGGCCUUGCGGAGAGUAAAAACAAGAAAUCCCGUGGUAGGGCAGCAGCAGAAGAGGACGAGGAGGGUGACGGAGAAGAGGAUGAGGAAGGCGAGGACGGCCAGAAGAAGAAAAGGAAGAAGGCUCCGCGUCCGGACGCGAACCUCUCUACUCAUGAGCAGCUGCAGAACAAGAAGAUGGACAUUGAACUAUCCAUGGAUCCGAUGUUCAAGAAAGCCUCAGCCGACUUCGAUGAGGGGGGUGUCAAGGGCCUUCUUCUCAACAAUCUGUUCCUUGACUCUAAGGGGCGGAUUGUUUUUGAUAGCAGCGACGACGCCGAAGACAUAACUGUGGAACAUAAGAUGACUCCAGCUCCUGACGACGGCGCAGAAGAGGACCAUGACGACUCAACACCAGAGGCUGAAGCGUCGGAAGAUGUUGAGAUUGACAUUUCUUCCCUUGCUGCGAAGUAUUUCGACCUGCCCAGCUUCGCUCAAUUGGACCAUCAAGAGAUAUGCCCCUCCAGCACUCGGUUGCAUCUCAACGACAUUUUCACCGGAUCGCUAGACCUAGCAGAUUUUACUAUUCCGGAGGACUUGGGUCCCGAUGUUAGUGAUGGCGACGGUGACGACGACCAGGUAGCUAUAAAUGGUUCUGGAGAUCUUCCCGAGGACAAUUACAUGGCAUUUAACGAUGAUGACGACGAUAUGACCGCGAUUGCCCAACCCCCCGAGGCUGGAUUUGGUGAAGGUGGUGAAGCGUGGGCCAGAGAAGCUGCGUUGGAACCGCAGGCUCGCGUUCACCAGAUGACUCCUGAAGUUGGCGACGAAGAUAGGAGGGAGGAGAGCGCUGAAGACGGUGUUGCCGGCGCCGAGGACUAUGACUACAAGGUCUCGGCAGCUCAUGGCCCUGAGCAAGAGAAUAUGUUCCAUUACUUCGACCAAGCGUUCAAGAAGAAUUGGGCAGGGCCAGAGCACUGGCGUGUCGCGCGGAUCAAGGGCAUGGGGAAAGCCGCUCCGGCAAGGGAGCGUAAGGAAAAGGUGCCAUUUGUGGUCGACUUCCUCGCUCCUAUGUCACAAUCCCUGAACGAAGCUCUGUUCGGGCCCAAGCCUGCUCCCUCUACCAUUCAGGCCCCGAAAUCUCAACUGCAAUCAAAGGCUCGUAACCUUCUACCUGAUGACAAACAUUUCAACUCUAAUAGCUUGCGUUACUAUUACCUGGUCCCGGAUGUUAGGAUUGGCGAAGAACGGUUGAUUUCUGAGAAGAAGAUUGGAUCCGGCCGUGGUGACCGUGAAGAUGACGAGGCGUAUUGGGCAAACCAAGCGCGCGACGAGAAACCCGACUACGACGCAAACUUCUACCAGGAUGACGGCAUAGGCAAUGAUGAUGCUGGAGAUGAUGAUGAGGAAGCUGAGUACUUCGCGGACGCUCGAGAACAGCUCUCUCCGCCACUAGAAGAGGCUCCCAAUCACCUACAGGGACUCGCCUCUGGCAUCUUUUCAACCCAGGAAGGCGAGCCACAAGGGGAUGCGCCUCACGUGGUCUUACCCAAUAUGCCAGUACCUCAAGCUGUUCCGUAUGCACGGAAGGCGAAGAAGGUGGACGUACAUCGACUGAAGAACGAGAUAUGGGAUGGUCUAGGAUUCGAAGAGACACAGCAAACAGUACCUACGUCAGAUUCUGGUGAACCUGGUUCAUCCAAUACCAUGGAUGUUUCCGUGAAGUUCACCGACGUUAUUGUUAACACUCUUCCGAAGAGAUAUGCGAAACAGCAGCUGGAUGACCUGUCAACAGCCUACUGCUUCAUAUGUUUGCUGCAUCUCGCAAACGAAAAAGGUCUAGUCAUUGAGAACGAGGAGAACUUCGAGGACUUGACUGUCCGGAGAGAUCCCACGGCGGACUUGAGUGUUGGGGUUCUUGAUGCAUGAGAACAUCUCUUGGGGUACUUAUGGUUCGUAGCAUUGUGGCGUUCAUAGUGGUUUGGUCACGUAGAUAUAUCGGAUACGGUAUUUGUAAUGUGAUAUGAGCUUUCUCCUUCCGGG
This is a messenger RNA of Westerdykella ornata, 2679 nucleotides long. Its product is annotated as barren. The transcript is spliced from 4 exons. The record is from RefSeq and is a predicted model, not a curated record. Gene Ontology annotation, molecular function: chromatin binding. Gene Ontology annotation, cellular component: condensin complex. The coding region runs from base 421 to 2565 and encodes 714 amino acids. Lineage: Eukaryota; Fungi; Ascomycota; Dothideomycetes; Pleosporales; Sporormiaceae. Gene Ontology annotation, biological process: mitotic chromosome condensation.